CGUGAAGCUACCUGUUGAAAAUAUUCAAUGGGUUAAAUGCAUCAAAUAUUCAUCAUUUACUUCACCAGCAGAAGAGUUGAAACAUUACACACACUGGAUAUUGCGGCUAGUAAAAGAAAACAAACAGGAAGAACAACAAGAAGAGAUAGUAUGGUGUGACCACACAAGGAAGACAUUGUUUUGCUUUAUGUUACAAUCUUCAAAACGCAAGACUUCAGCAUUGAACUGGGAUAAUACACACCAUGCAGUGCCAGAAUCCUUGCUCUGCUAACAGCAUAUACCCAAACCUAAUUCAUGAAAGUCUCGACCCUGAGUCCAAGAAGAACCUUGCUGCGUAUUUCUGUGAGGGUUGCUUCAAAGAUAAUGAAUGUAUCAACUCGUCAAACGUUGAACAAUUUCUCGCCAUAUCACGGCAGCUUCACCAUGAAAAAUUACAGCAGGAAUGUGAAAACUUUCUCAGAAGUAACAGUAUGUGCCGACGACUCAGCAUAGAACCGAGAUCAAACAAGGAGGCCUCCCGAUACCAGUUAAUGUUUACUGGACAUAGAGAAGACCGAUCGUCUGGUCCUCUUGAUCUCCACCUGUAUGAUUGUAGAAAGAACUUUCAGAAAACCUGUCGGAUACCAGAACUUUCCGGUGUAAGAUCUGGAUGUGCAGUUUGCUGCUUGCAAGAGCAUGGCAAUGACGCACCUCAUAUGUACAUUUCUGGGGGUGGGAAAGGUUCAGGAGACGUGUAUCAUUGUGACAUUGUGAUGAACAAAAGGAAGAAGUGUUCAAAACGUCUAGUGAAGGGUAGAUCUCAACACUGUAUGACAUGUGUUCAGAACAAACUAUAUGUACUGGGAGGGAAAUGCAGCAAAGGAGAAGCGAUUCGUUCGGUCGAAGAAUUCAUUCCAAGACGUCAUUCCUGGAAGAUGGCGGGAAAUCUAGAAAUAGCGAUCCACAGUGCUACAGCAAUUAAGCACAAUAACCAGAUCUACGUGUUUGGGGGGAUUUUAGACAAUGGAAAAGAAACCAAUCUUGUUCAACUAUAUGAUCCCACAAGAAAAACAUGCAAACUUUUGGCCAGCCUCCCCUUUCCUACAACAGGUGGCCAGGCGGUCGUGCGAAACGGAAAGAUCUUCGUCACUUGUGGCAGUGGGCGCCUUGUUUCGUAUGAUCCAGAAUCAAACAGACAUGUUAUCUGUACACAAAUGCCAGUAUGUUGUACAAACUUUGCAAUGUUUGUGGAAAAAGAAGGUGUUUUCUUUGCUGGUGGCAAAUCUCAGAAUGACAAUAACGCUCUAAAAACGGUGUAUGUGUAUUCGCCCGAAAACUGCACGUGGCACGUGUCAGACAAAGAAUUGUGUGCGCCACUGUCGGUAUUUGGUACGUGUUCAGUAGAAAUCCCGGCUGAUUAUGGUCUUGUUCCAUUUUUCAGCUAAGUACUUGCACAAGAAACUUUUCGUUGUAGAUCAGCAUAUAUCCAGUGAUAAUAUAUAUUUACUUUUUGUGAUAAAAUUUUAAUCUUCUCUUUUGUAAAAUAACUUAAGCAUAUUUAUUUUGUUAUUCUGAUAUGACUUCUAUUUUGGUGCUCAUUUAUUUUCUUUUAAGCAUGUGCAAUAUAUUUUUCUUAAUUGUCUUCUCUCUAAGUCCAAGCAAACUGUAAUCAAUUUGUGUACAUAUAUGGUUAUCUAAGUAUAUAAAUGUUUGAGUACAUAUAACACUGUAUUUUAUAUAUGUGACAAAAUAAAAGAUUGAAAAA
This is a messenger RNA of Ylistrum balloti, 1744 nucleotides long. Its product is annotated as kelch-like protein 35. Bases 243 to 1424 code for a protein of 393 amino acids. The record is from RefSeq and is a predicted model, not a curated record. Gene Ontology annotation, molecular function: protein binding. The transcript is spliced from 2 exons. NCBI's taxonomy places the organism in Eukaryota, Metazoa, Mollusca, Bivalvia, Pectinida, Pectinidae.